Fraxinus pennsylvanica is the source of this 579-nucleotide messenger RNA. Lineage: Eukaryota; Viridiplantae; Streptophyta; Magnoliopsida; Lamiales; Oleaceae. The record is from the annotation of a GenBank genome assembly.
AUGUCUCAUAGCAACAGGUUCUUGUUCACGAAUGGCGUCGUAUCACCGUCACCAGACACCCCACCAGUUACAACCUUACUCGAAGCACACCCUGGUGCAUAUACGACGACUCGUACUCAUAGUAACGGUUCAGAACUCUUGUUCUGGGGUAGACAUUUAACCAGAUUGUCGAAUUCUAUAAAAAUAUUAUUAACUGCCCGCCCUAAACUUCUGUUUGAAAACCCAGAGAAAAAUGGGGUUCCGUUUUUGGGAUUUUUGACACGAUCAGUGAAUUGGGAUUCAGCUAUUGAGGUUUUAGUUAAUGAUUCGAUUAGAAAAUCAUUGCCCACUGCGUUGAAAGAGAGGAAAUGUGGGGAGGAGUUGGCGAUUACGACACUUGUGAGUGGGAAUUUGGAGAAAUUGAGUGAUUCUGGGGUUGAGUUUGAUGAAGAAAGUAUUUGUAAGCUUUUGGAUGUAUAUUUGCACAUAGCUGGGUAUGUUCCGCCACUCUAUGGCGUUCCAGGAAAUGGGGCACGUUUGGCUGUUGUGGGGCCUGGAAGGGAUGUUGCUACUGCAAAGUAUUCGGAUUGGGUCAGGUAA